Molecule: messenger RNA, 3821 nt
Organism: Fopius arisanus
Lineage: Eukaryota; Metazoa; Arthropoda; Insecta; Hymenoptera; Braconidae
Product: midnolin
Exons: 5
Coding region: 458-2647 (729 amino acids)
Cellular component (GO): nucleus
Molecular function (GO): protein binding
Source: RefSeq, a predicted model, not a curated record
GGCAGAGACCAGUCGUGCAAGGGUUUUCCACGAGUUGAGGGGUUAACGGGUGAUGAAAAAAAAAGGGUAAUGUGGGCGGAAUAUAAACGUUAUCAAUCACCCAUAUCCCCAUAAUCUCUGAAGACCCCUAAGGCCCACCUCGACUGCUAAAAAACUCCGUGAAAACGACAAGUGUAACCAAUAACGUUGGUCUCUUCACCCAAAGCACCUCCAAAAUGCUGAUCCCAGUGUUUUAACAACCGACUCCCAAAGACUGAUAACGCAGUGAGUGACUAGUGAAUUUUCAGACAAUUCAACGUUUGUCGUUUAGAUAAUUUUUGAUAAAUAAGAGAGAAAAUAAGUGAAUACGUAGCUGACAGUGCGGUGGGGUUUGGGGGGAGGGUGGCGGUUUUUAAAGAGGGGGAUAGAGAGCGCGUGCAAAGGUGAGAGUCGUGAAGCGUUUACAUUAUCAACAACAAUGGACGGUAGCUCAAAACAGCCAUCGUCCGACGUAACGGCAAUGGAUAAUACAAGUGGCAAUAAAAGUGAUAACAAUACCCACUGUGCAUCACCAAACAAUGCAACAACAGGCGAUCACGACACUGAAUCAACCAAAGUAUCAGCGCCAAUGUCUGUGACAUCAUUCAAUGACGGCACAUUCUGCACCACCAAGCCACGUCCAAGCAGUCGAAAAUUAUCGAGUGUCGAAGCUAUUGACAUACACGAGAAUAGAAAUAUCCACUAUCCACCCAGUGGUGUAUUAACAACACCAACAUCACCAGCAUCACCACCGGGGUGUGGCUGUAUGCCUGUUGGUAUACCCAUUAUUGAUAAUGACCAAAUAACCUUAAGUAUAACACCUACUACCGGGGGAUUGUUCGAUAUCACUGUCGAGAGAAACGAGACCAUCGAGAACCUCAAGAAAAUCAUAUCCAAGAGGCUCAAAGUUGCUAAGGAGAGAAUUUGCCUUCUUCAUCGCGAGAGACAGCUGAGGGAAGGUACACUCAAGGAAAAUCGUCUGCAGAAUGGCAGCCGAUUGACUCUUCUCCCCAGCGUGGAAACUGGGCUUAUGGGACAACGCCCAGAGCAGAGUGUAAUGCAGGCACUGGAGUCGCUGAAUGAUUCCCAGGUGAACGACUUCCUGUCUGGGAUAGCCCCCUUGAACCUGACAAUGCGACUGGGUGAUCAGAUGAUGUUAAUUCAGCUGCAACUGUCAACAGUGACACCGACCACACCAGUUGGUGCUCCAGGCCAGUCUGGUGUGCAACGCCCACCCCAGACCACCAGUGAUAGAAGCGAUACAAUCGGUGCAUGUGGUACCACGACAUCAUCAUCGUCAUCAUCAUCUCCAGCAUCAACAUCUUCAGUAUCAAGCACAAAUGAUACAAGCUCACAGAGACGAAGUGGUGAGCAUCUUGCAAGGAGCAUGAGAAUCACAAAACAGAGUGGCAGUGGUACCACAUCGUCAUUGAUAAGCAGCUUGGCGUCAGCUCUACAGGCAGCAAGUUGUAGCCCGAGCCUGUCGACCGCCACAACGACAACUAAUCCCUGCACGAGUGAUCGCUCAAUGUCGUCAACGCCCUCGUCCUCGUCCUCGAGUCAGUGUGACAAUAGUGCCGCUCCAGACUCAUCAAAUUCCUCUAGACUCUUCUGGAAUCGUCGACCCUUCUCCCACUAUCGACACAAUCAUCAUCACCAUCAUCACCAUCAUCAUCACCAUCAUCAUCAUUACCAUUAUCAUCCGAGAAACAAACAGGUCUCGUGUGAGAACCAUCAAGCUACCUCAAGCCUCAAUGAGACACCACCGCCAUCACCAACGCCCAAUCAGCAGGGCCAGGACACCAGGUCCUAUACACCACCAAAGAAGAAGAUUUGUUUCAUGGGGCAUCAUCGUUAUCACCAGGAGGACAGCUCUGGCUGUGAGGGAAGUCCGCAGAGCAGUGGAUCCAGUGGUGGGUUGGGUGGAAGCGAAAGAGUUACCACUGCCACUUUGGACACUAGGGCACUUGCUGAGGCAUCGAGGAAUCUCACGCAGAAACUCAAGCAGCUGUCUUCUGAGGUACUUACCUCGCGGGUCGACCUCGCCGAGGAACAUGCACGACGCAGACAAGGUGCAAUAAUCGAGAGCAUGCAUCACCAUGGAAAGGGCGUUUAUUCGGGGACCUUCAGUGGUACUCUGAACCCAGCCCUCCAGGAUCGCAAUGGACGCCCAAAACGUGACAUAAGCACAAUCAUUCACAUCUUGAACGAUCUACUCUGUGCAACACCGGCGUCAGGAGUCACGAGUGUUGGCUACUACAGAUCAUCACAUCAUCACAGACAUUCCAGUGGUCGCCAGCAGUUGCCUGGCAGUUCCACAGCAGCCGGGGGCCAAACCGUCGAGAAUCCUCCGGAGAAUACAUCCACUUAUUCCAUGGAAGAGCUCUCGAAGGAGAACGAAGCAACGAAAGGGAAGAUGCGUCGUCUUCGUCUGGUGAUGGAGCAGCGUCGUGCUAAGAGGAAAGCAAGAAGACAAGCCCGAGCAGCUCCUUACACAACUCAGUGGGCAGCAGUGGCUCCAACACCAGGAGGAGCUCACGAUCCUAACACAUCAGCCUCAUCAACGAGUGCUAAUGCAAAAGAGCCACAAAAUGAGACCGAGGCCACCACUGGGCCAGUGGUCGCUUGAAAUUUAUCCAUCAUUCAGCGGCUCUCACUUCCACGGUAGUUCCACACAAUUCGAAUUAAAAACAAAAUGAUUAAAAAAAUUAAUGAAAAUUUUGAAAUCCACCUGCUUCGAACUUAUCGAUUCGCUCACCUAUCUCCAUCCCAACAUAGAUGACAAUAAAUUUAAGGUGGUAUUUUUUUUAUUAAGAAUGAUUGUUUGAUCUUCUUGAGUAAAUUGUUGAUUUUGUAAGUAAUUUUUGUGACCUCUGGGAACUGCAUCUUAAUGACUGUAAUUGGUGCAAUGAUUUAUCAACUUGCUUAGGUAAAAAUGCAAGGGCCAACUGGCGAUUUGUAAGAAUUUCCAUUGAUGAUUCAUUAGGAAAUUCAUCGCCGUUUGGGAACCAGCAAUUUAAUAAAUAUUGUUUAGUGUCCCUGUCCCCCAUCAUUGAUGAUUAAAUAAUUCAUAAUAAUUCAAUUCAAUUUUUCGUGGGGGACUGAUGUAAUUGGGCGAUUUAAUCUAGGUUUUCGAGUUAAAGAAAAAAAAUUAGAUACAUUUGAGUUAUUGGUAUUUCGUAUUAAUUCGAUGGUUGUUGAUGAUUGAGUGGAGUGGGUUAUCACUCCAGUUUCUUUUUCUUUCUUUUUUGGUUCUUUUUCUAUUAUUGGAAGUGUUAUUUCGUAUGGGGUUUUUUGGUGUAGUGGCCCACAUGGGUCACACCCUCGAGACAAUUUUUUUAUCGCUGUUAAGGGAGGAAUAGAUGAAAUAAAGAUGGAACAGAGGCUCUGACCUCUGAAUACGUUUUAGGAAUUUUCUUUGGGACAAUUUUAUGUCUGAACCAUGAGUGCUUAUACUUAUCGGGUUUUACGAGGAUGUUUGCUGUCUGUUGAUUGGGAGAGAAUUGGAAAAUCGAGGCUUGAAGGGAGUGUGAGGGAUGAAUAAUAUAGAGAAUGUGUAUGGGCCCAUCCUCUAGGUAGAUUUAGCAGACUCUUAUUUGCGCAUAAGGUCGUACUAUAAAUGAAUAAAACAUUGUAUCACCCUAAUAGUAUACUGCCUUAGGUUAUUUAGGAUGAAUUAUUAUUACUACUGUCAUUAUUAUUGAAUAUUACUACAGUUUUGCAAACUGGCUCAAGAUUGUAUCAUACACACUACUGAAACACUAUGGAGUACCAAAAUAAAUAAGAUUGCUUGCUAAGUCCAA